UGGGCAUACGUUUACGGACGGCUGGAAAAACAUGAUCGCGAGAUGAUCAAAGGUUACUCGGAGGAUAUCGAUAGCCUCCUCAUCUUUGCGGGUCUAUUUUCCGCCGUUCUGACAGCAUUCUUGGUCGAGGUGUAUACGCAGCUGCAACCGGACAAUACCCAGCUCACUGUCCAGCUCCUCUCGAACAUAUCUAUGCAGCUUCAAAAUAUGUCUAUGAACCAAACCACGUCGUCGUCUGCAGACCCACUCCUUACUCCGUUCCACGCCGACUCUAAUGCGGUUGUCAUUAACGCUGUCUGGUUUCUGAGCCUUAUCCUAGCUCUCGCUUCCGCUCUUCUCGGAAUUUUCGUGAAACAAUGGCUGCGAGAGUACAUAUCUUGGCCAUCUGUUUCUCCGGUCCAACACGCCAUCCAGCUCCGUAAAUUUCGCUACGACGCUUUCCAGCGAUGG
Molecule: messenger RNA, 450 nt
Organism: Punctularia strigosozonata HHB-11173 SS5
Lineage: Eukaryota; Fungi; Basidiomycota; Agaricomycetes; Corticiales; Punctulariaceae
Exons: 2
Source: RefSeq, a predicted model, not a curated record